AAGUCUGUAGGAGCAGGAUGUGCUGUACAACGAUCAGUCUGAGUCGUGUGUUGUAGAAAUCGGGACCUCGAGAAGUUGCUUGUUUGUUAUCACAAUUUAUUUUUAUCUAUCCAAACUAUAAUCACAACUAGACGCCACGAUUAUGAUGGGGUUUUCAGCAAAUUUUUCGAGCGCGAGCUCCUCCUCGUCCUCCACAAGCCCCCGCGCCACAACUGCCAUAUUCAACGGCUUCAACGGCGCUGGCACCGCCGGCAAGCCAAGCGGCAUGAACUUUCUGACAAACAGUGGAAACAACAAACCAUCGAACUACCGAGUCGCGGCAACUGGAACACGUGACAAGGGCGAUCACACACAGCGCGCUCAGCAGUUGCUCAAGCAUGAGUCCCCCGCUGCCCCACACGAAGAACACGACAUUGACCACAUCGAGUCCCUUUGCAAGUUUGAUUGGGGUGUCGAUCCUAAACCUGAUGAAUUGACAUCCAAGUACAGCUUCGAGGGAGACGUUGUGGGCACGGGUGCGUUUGCGGUGGUGCUGAAAAUCAGGAAUAAAGCUGGUGGUGCACACGGCUACGCGGCAACAGAUGGGUGCUCGGCGACCACUACAUCCACAAACGCAAGCACGGUUAAUACAACAACCACAGACACAGACGGUAGUGAAAAGAGCCAAUUUUCCGCUCUGAAAAUCCUCCAGAACGAGGAGUACCCGAAGCGUGGCAUACUGCACUUGCUGAAUCAGGAAAUGGAUGCGAUGCGGUUUUUCUUCGAGCACGAGCAUGAGAACGUGAUGGGCGCGAAGGAGGUAUACCAGACAGAGGAGCACACGUUUCUGCUGAUGGAAUUGCUGGACACGACCUUGCUUUCCAUGCAGAAAAAGUACUGCAGCGGAGGUUGUGGUGGUAAUGGCAAAAAUCUUCCGGGGAUGGCGCAUAAUAUGGGAAAAAUGAUGCGGUCUUCUGGCCCACGUGGUGCAGCGUGUAAUUUUGGGCGAGGUGGUGCUAAUUCUUUCAACAGCCCGCUGAUGUUCACGAACAACAACGGCGUCGGCGUGCCGGAGCACAUCGCGAAAAACUGGAUUUUGCAGCUGCUCCACGGCGUGCACCACCUGCACUCGAACAAUUGGGUGCACCGUGACCUAAAACUGGAUAACUUGCUCUACGACUGCGACAGGGACACGGUCAAGAUUUGCGACUUCGGGUGGGCAUGUCAAGUGAGUGGCUCAAGUACAUCUUGCAGUAGUUCAACUACAUCAACACACGGUGCUGGUGCUCUGUCGUCUCCUGCCGAUCAUGAUCCUCCACAUCAUCAUCUCGCACAGCAGUCCCGCAAUGAGAUGUGCGGGACGCCGAAUUGGAACGCACCCGAGGUUGGGGACGUGAAGCAGUACCCGUGGGUCCACUGGCAGAAAGCGGACGUUUACACCAUUGGGGUCGUGUUUUUCACGCUUUUGCAGAACCAGGUGUACAACUGCGAAGACGUGAAGCAGGAGCAAAUUCUCCUCUCCGGCUACCUCACGACCGGGAGCAGCCGGCGGUCCAACCUGUCGGACGGUGCGAAGUCGUUUCUGAUCACCUGCCUCCAGAAAAACCCCGGGAGAAGGCCCUUUGCUGUGGCGGAACUGAUCCAGAGCGCAUACUUUUUCUCUGAUCUGCGUGGGACAGCUACAGCACCGAGCGCUGCCGUCAGGAAGAGUGCGAGUGCGACGCAUCAUGCGGGAGGUGGCAGUUCUAGUAGUUCCACUGGAAAAUCAGCAGGAGCAGCUAGUGCCGGGAAUGGAUCUCGAAGCAACGCUGGUGGAGUUGUUUCUGGUGCAACAGGUGGACCUUCACAAGGCGCGGCUGUAAAGAAUCCGUUUCUGCGAACGGCUGGGGGACCGCCUCACGGCUUGAGCGCAUCAGUCGCAAAAAAUCCUCCACCAGUCACUUCCGGUUCCCGGUUGUCGCAAAAUUCAUCCGCGUUGUCGUCAACACGAAAUUUUAAUCGACCACGGAACAGCUUUGGUACCUGUUUUCAUUUUUGAAUUUGAAUGAUUUUCUUGCUUAGAAGCUCCAGACCCGUGAGUGUGAGCAGGGCGUGUAACAAAGAUCAACGAAUUCGAUGCGACGUGUACUUUAGUGAGUUGUAAAAACUACUUCCUUGUUGCGGCUCGCGUCUUAUGCAAGAUGGCAAGAAGUUGAAGUCCAAGUCGUGAGAAUAUCUUACCUUCUUGCAGGCGGUCACACAACGUCCCACUUCGUCUACAACAAUUUCGGUGGAUCCUCGAGCUCCUCGAGUAGCAGCUCUGCACACGACCCGCAGGAGCAAACCGGAGCCCCGGCGCAACGGCCCACGGUCACGGAACAGCUUUCCCGGCUCCGACCGAAACCCCACCGGCAGACCAUCUCGAACUGGCCCAGCGCGGGAUUUCUUGGCGGCGGUCGUCAAGAACCAAGCGGAUCUUCCAGUGUGACUAGUUCGUCGCAAGAAGGACAUCAUAGCCCCCGUUUGGAGGAUAAUUCGACGUCAUCGGCGUCCUCCUCCAGAAAGGCAAACGGUGCAGCUACCGACGAAGUAGAGCACCAACAGACCACAACGUUGCCCAAACAAACUCAAACGCUAAACCUGAAACAGUCGCCGGCCGCUGUUGUUUCGCCAUUCUCGCCACGAUACGCCUUGAGCAGUCAGAGACUAAAAUCCAACACAAGCCAAGCUGCAACGCCCGGAGCUGGCGUCGGCAGCGGCGGUUCCAUGACUGCUUCUACGCCGCACCAGCUGGUCGCCCCAAGCCCUUUGCAGCUGAACCAGGUGAACAGCAGUUUGACGAACACGGCAAACCCCUCGCAUUGUCUGAACCUCAGUCUGAACUCGACCAUUUCCAAUCUUGGGUCGUCUUCGGCAUCAAAUUGGCUGAGCGGUUACAACCAGAUGAGCUUGAACUUGAGUUCUGGCCAAAAUGUAAACCAAUCAAGCAGCGGCUACAACGCGUCGCAACCAAGUCCAGGAGCUUCCGCAGCGGGAUCAGGACCAGUAGCUACCGAUUCGCUAAACCCGACAAAUUUGCUGAACAUUACCGGGGGGAGCACAAGCGGACUACUGAUGUCCUCCAAGACGAACUCCGCCGUUGGAACGCCCUCUGCCCAUCUGGGAAAACUGAAUCUGUUGAACGUCGUCAAUCAAAAUUCCAAUGCUAAAAACAUGUUCAACAACAGCACCAGCAACGUUGCCACGCCAACGGCGCAAAACUCCGGCGCAUCCAUGCAACCGCUGUACGCGAGGAACGCGCAGCACCAGAAGAGCAGCGCGCCUGCCGCGAAUUGUUCAUCGUCUUCAUCGUCGACGAGUCGGUUCAUGAGCUCCAGCCGGAGCGUCCCGACGUUCGCGCCUAUGAAACGCUUCCAACCGAACUUACGAACAGAAGCGAAAAAUGCUGGCGGCGCUGGAUGUGAAAACAGCUACUACAACAAGGCUGACAACAAUAAAACGAAAAUGAAUCCGUUCCUGUUUAACAAGAGCCGCGGCGUGGCAAGACAGACAGAUCCACCGGAGCAAAACGUCGACGGAAAUGAGGCAGAUCCUGUCGAGGGUUUUUUUGGUUCUGGCAGUGGAGGUGACCGCAGUAAUGAACAAGAACAGGAGGAGGCGGAGCAAAGAGCCACAGAUUUUCAUCUGCGUGAAAAUUUUCUUCGACAAGAGGAGCGUCACGAGGAAGAUGUUGACCUGGCGCUGAAGAUGAACCAAUGUGAUCGUCCAGGUCCUCAAGAAAAUGGUCACGCAAACGAUCCCGCCACGACAACCUCAACCGCGACUCCGACCGCCACGACAAGUUCUGCUUCGAGCACAACUAGCACGGUUUCGUCCCUGCUGGUGCCUGCAGCAGGACUGAUUUCAACUCCUGCCGCGACCACAUCACCGGCUUCCGAUAGAAUUCCUGGAUCUACAACCCUGUCACGGUCGUCACACUCGUCCUUCCUCGCUCUGGCUGCCGUGGGCGCGCCCACCUCUCCAGCGACGGGCACGCCGAGGAGCUCCGCAUCCGGAUCCAAUGGUCACACAGCCGCAACGUCGACCCUUUCCUCCAGCUCAUCGACCUCUAGUCUGAGCAAACUUUUGAAACGCGGCAGUGGUGCCGCGUCCUCGUCAUCCGCACACCUGAAGACGACCGUGAAGAAGCACCUGGACAAGCCGAAGGCGUUGACGAGCCGUAAGGUGUGGUCGCGGGAACCGUGUUUGCACGUGAAUCGGCUAGCCGAUAUCAGUGAAGAAGAGGGAGACCUGGGGGCGGAUGACGUCAGUGCAACAAGUCAGGAGCAGCGCGGUGUCGCGGCGCCACGAUUUUUGGGCGGAGUGGGGAAUAAGACAAACCUUCACGACAGUGAAGCUACUGAUAGGGCGGGUUCGAAGACAGGUCCAGGUCUUCCGGCCACUGGUGUAGUUAAUACAGCUUCGUGCUCGAGCAGCUCCUCCUCGUCGCGCUCUCCAGCAUUUCCUGGGGGUUCGGCUGGAAGUAGGAGUGAGGCAACUACUACCUAUCGGGCUGCGGUUGACUACGAUGACGAAACCUCCAUCCCCGAAGAGUUUCUUGAGCACAAGCACCUCGUCCACAACUCUACUUCUUCGAUUUCGACAAGUUCGAAAAACUACAGACACGAGGGGGGAGGAGUGCCGCCGCCGAUCCAGAUCCAGAACAUGAAGAAGCUUUCGCCGACGACUGGCUCUUCGUCUUCCAGUGGUGCGGUUUCUAGUGCAACUUCAACUUCUUGGUCGCAAGCCGACAUGCAGAAUUUGAACACCAGCAGCCGGGAAGCACGGAAGAAGCAUCUGAUGGAGCGCUUCGGGGUAUUGAGCGCGUCGACGGCGGAAUUCGCGCCGCUGGGUGCAACUGCUCGAGCCGCUUCCCCCCGCCCGGCCAACGUAGACACGAGUGGAGGAGCCUCGUCAUCGUCAAAUACGAACAGUACGAGGUUGAUGGAACAAGGGAGAAGCAACUUCGAGGCGGCCACCCAUCGGAAAGCUAGUGCCUCUAAUAUCAGCGUUGAAGAGGAAGAUGAGCGCCCGAAAGGGCGCAGCUCGGCGUCCGCCUUCGAGGAGGAGGACGAGGAAGCCAGCGACAUCGAGAACCAAAACAAUCCGCCGAUCAUUCAAGAUCCUGAAAAUAAAUACAACGAACUGGUGUAUGAAGUGCACCAGCGCGCGUCAACUUCUAGCUCAUGCAGAGGCUCAAAUCCUGCCUCUCGUCCCACCGAAGAUGGAGUAAAUAUGAGUCACAAACUCAGCACCUCCCACGCACACAUUCUGCCGAAGAAAGCGUACCGGGCACAGCAAAUUUCUCAACCAAACAUUCCGAGCAAAGCGAUGCCGUCAGCACUGUCAACCAGCAGCACCUCCGCACCGUCGUCCAAGCCUGUGCUAGACACCCGCAGCGCUUCCAGUUCAACCACUGCGACUGCAACCACGAUGGUCGAGAUUGAUUUGCUGCCAUUAGAGCAAGACGACACGCUGUUAGAGGACGAAGACCUUGUGGGUCCAGCAGUCGGCCAACAUGCAGAGGAGAUAGAGGGGGAACAUGAUGAACUCCCCAGGAUGACAAGCGAGUGUCUGUUGCCGACAGAGGAGGGGGCAGUAGUGGAGGAACGUCAGAAUGCUGGUCAGCCCGAAGAUGGGUUGUUUCUUGAACAAGACGACAGUCCCGUGGUGGCAGCGACCUCUGCGCUGAAAUUUGGAAGCUUUUCAUCUGCGACGACAGCAGCAUCUUCGCGUGGGGCUGCAACGACUUCAGCUGCCAGCAAUUCCUCCUCUGCCGCGUUUCCGUUUGCCGCCUCGCGAAACAAGAACUCGUCGUCGCUUGCCUCUGUUUGGAACAAACAUUCUGCCGGAGGACAGCCGCUGGAUUCUUCAUCCGCGUUCUCCCUGCCCUCUCCAACGGAGCGGGAGCGCGAACGCCAACUGCAACUAUUGAAAACCAAUUUUGAACACCAAUCCACUGGUAGCGGCGGAGUAAAUUAUGCAAAGUAUGAUCCACCACCGCCAGCUGCACAGCAGCUAGGGCAGCAACAGCUGCAAGCGCCAGGUGUCGUUUCAGCAACUUCCUCGCCGCUUGAGGUUGCAGAGCAACAGCAAGCCUUCAUGUUCCAUCAGUCCAGUACCUCUCUGAAAGAUAACCUCCUCAGCCGUCUGAAUCAGCGCACGCAGCACGGGUUAGCGACGAGCAUGGAAUUUGGCAAGGGACAGCUGAAACUUGGGUCGUUAAACUACCCGGUAUACACUGCGACUACCACCACGACUACUCCCACACCUACACCAGGGAACAACACUGUGAUGAACUGCAAGAACCCCUCUUCGUCGAUGACUCAAGCCCCUCAAAGCAGCAGAAUCACGCCGCGGCACGGGGGUGUACAACUCUCUUCCUCGCUAUGAAAGCGUCAGGUUUGAAAUCGUCAAAGUUGAAAUAAUUUGUAAUGCAUAAAAUGCAUGACCGGAGGCACGUGUGUUGCAGAGCAGGCAAGUGAGGCCGAUUGUAAGCCUGUUUGGGGAUACAGCUCGAGCUGCUAAAGUAACAUGAGAAAAUCGCUCUUCUUUGCCUAAACAGCAUGACAGAGUGGAUUUAGGGACCGCCGAAAUUUGUCUUGCGCCAUUUGAAAACUGGGUUCCAAUUGGCAUCCAUUUUAUGCAUGGCAAAUUAUUUCAACUUUAUCGAUUUCAACUCUGACACAUCCAUACUCGCCAUCGAGUGAAGCAGCGGCAUCCACGUCGACUAGUGCAGUCCAGCCAAGACAAAAUCAAAAUCCCUACAUGCUUGCCUCGUUCAAAAACUUGAUGUCGACGAGUUCGGGACCAGGAGCUUUGGGUGCAGCUUCAAGCGCGAUGAAAGUAAGCCGGAACUGUUCGCCACUCGAGCAGCAGUCAAGCGCAGCCUCGUUGUUGAGCACGACGGGUGGGGGGAACGCUGCGUAUUUUUUUUUGAGUUUUGAAGAUGAGUUUCUUUGUGCUUUUCCAUUGCUCGAAAGAGAACAUGCAUAUAGCACUCUCGUAUCCUGCUGCAUCAAAGUAGAGUAGCCUCUAGCUCAAUGAUAACGACAACUUUUCAGGCUGAGCCACGCCCUGGGCCAAACGCAAACCGCGACGCUGGGAUUCGCACACAACAAGACCCGCGCUUCUGGAGUUAGCUUGCGUAGGCAAUCUACCCCCGGCAUUUUUCGACAGUAUUCGCACGUGGAUCAUUUUUGAUGAAUGAAAAGCGCCGAAACGGCCGAAAGAUUCAGCCAGCCACGUGAAGAUGAAGGCGGAAAACAACGAAUCUGCUGCACGAGUGCAUCGCCAUGACUGUCAACCUCGCGAAGAAGCUCAAAGAUGUCUGAAAAAUGUCUAAAGCAUGAAAUGAAGACCCUCUCGUCAUCGUCUGUCUGUGAUCCUGAUCUCGGUCUGUAUCACGUUUGCAGCUGAUCAGUAGUUAAGAAACUGCUUUGAACGAAGGCCGCGAGUUUCUGCAUUUAUACAAUCAACUGGAACUGCAUCCCCAUUUGCAUGUCGAAACUACCUGUGCCGCUUCUAUACGUAUACUCGCUGCGCCCCAUUUGUGUACGUAGAAAAAACCACCACGACGAGGACGAAUUGCGCUUCGGAGUUUGUAUAACAAACAAGUUUCAGUAUUCACAGCCUCCACAAAAUCCUUCUUGUAGGAUACUGCUCUUGCCAGUAAGAUAGGAUCAUAGCAUGAAGGACACACACCGUAGUUCCAUUUCUAAUUCUAUUUAGCCCUCAAUUACGAGUUAGACCGAACAAAUGAACUUGAAUGAACCGCGUCAACAGGAGAGAGAAGGAAAACCAC
Amoebophrya sp. A120 is the source of this 7801-nucleotide messenger RNA. NCBI's taxonomy places the organism in Eukaryota, Dinophyceae, Syndiniales, Amoebophryaceae. The record is from the annotation of a GenBank genome assembly.